Molecule: messenger RNA, 969 nt
Organism: Fusarium musae
Lineage: Eukaryota; Fungi; Ascomycota; Sordariomycetes; Hypocreales; Nectriaceae
Exons: 1
Coding region: 1-969 (322 amino acids)
Biological process (GO): NADPH regeneration
Cellular component (GO): cytoplasm
Molecular function (GO): nucleotide binding; oxidoreductase activity
Source: RefSeq, a predicted model, not a curated record
AUGGAGGCAGAUAAUCUCGCCCUCAAGGCCAUCUACUCCCGUUCUCUCAAGUCGGCCAAGGAGACGGCUGCCCUGAACACCCGCUCCGGCCAAGACCCGGACUUGUACUCGGCCGAUUCGGGAUCCGGCAAGUCUUUUGACGACCUUCUUGCUCGUGAAGACAUUGAAGCCGUCAUCAUCGCAUUGCCCAUCCCGAGCCAGCCCGAGCACAUCAGAGCUGCUCUUGCUGCUGGCAAGCAUGUCCUUGCCGAGAAGCCGCUUGCGCCCACCGUAGCUGAUGGCAAGAAGUUGAUUGAGUACUACCGUAGUCUGGGAGACAAAGCUACCUUCUCGAUUGCAGAGAACUUUCGGUACAAGCCAUCGUUCGACUAUGCCGCUGCGGAGGCCUCCAAGCUCGGAAAGCUGCAGCACUUCAGUGUACGUGUGUUCUUCUACAUGAGCGAGGAUUCUCAAUGGUACGGCACCGCUUGGCGUGCAAAGCCCGAGUUUCAGGGUGGUUUCCUGCUCGACGGCGGAGUGCACUUCUCUGCAGCGACACGACAGCUCCUCACAGAUCCAGCAGUCGAUGUGACAGCCUUCACGACUCAGAUACAACCUCACCUGGCACCAAUCGACACCGUGAACGCGGUGGUCCGACUCAAGAGCGGUGUAAGUGGCACGUACCAGCAGUCCUGCGGCUCCAAGAUGAGCACCUCAGUAUUCCAAUUCGGCUACGAGAAGGGCUCUGUGGUGGUCGACGGAGAUAAGGUGACCGUUACGCCGUGGGAUGGUGAGCCUGCUGUCAAAGAGUUUGAGAGGACGAGCGGUGUGACGGAGGAGGUUGAGGCGUGGUCGAAGGCGUUGGCUGAGGGAAGGCCGGAUAAAAGGCAGAGCGUCGAGGAGGCGUUGGCGGAUCUCGAGUUUUUGGAGUUGAUGUUUGAGAGUGGCCUCAAUGGAGGGCAGGCUAAGAAGUAUGAAUGUCAGUUGUGA